Molecule: messenger RNA, 1433 nt
Organism: Sinocyclocheilus grahami
Lineage: Eukaryota; Metazoa; Chordata; Actinopteri; Cypriniformes; Cyprinidae
Product: prostaglandin E2 receptor EP3 subtype-like
Exons: 2
Coding region: 39-1250 (403 amino acids)
Biological process (GO): negative regulation of gastric acid secretion; adenylate cyclase-activating G protein-coupled receptor signaling pathway; intestine smooth muscle contraction
Cellular component (GO): plasma membrane
Molecular function (GO): prostaglandin E receptor activity
Source: RefSeq, a predicted model, not a curated record
AUGGCUACUGUGGCCAUGAACACCCUCCCUGAAAAAGGAUGCCAUCUAAAUGUCAGUCUUCAGAUGUCCUGCCACAAAACCUGACUGCUGGAACCAUGAUGUGGGACUCGAACCUCUCCAAAUCCUCACAGGACAGCACGGGCAAGAGCGCCAGCUGUGGCACUGUGUCCGUGUUUUUCCCCAUCACUAUGAUGGUCACUGGAAUGGUCGGAAACUCUCUCGCGAUGCUGCUAGUUUAUAUCGCAUACAGAAAAAAGGAAAAUAAAAGGAAGAAAUCGUUUCUCCUUUGCAUCGGCUCGUUGGCGUUAACUGAUCUUUUCGGCCAACUGCUCACAAGCCCGAUUGUCAUUUCGGUGUACAGAGCAGAUCUGAAAUGGAAACGCGUGGACCCUUCGGGAACUCUGUGCGCUUUCUUUGGGGUGUGCAUGACCACUUUUGGCUUGUGUCCUCUCUUUUUAGCCAGUGCCAUGGCCAUUGAGAGGACUUUGGCCAUCACUGCUCCUCACUGGUACUCACACUACAUGAAAACCAACGUGACCAAGCAGGUUCUGGUCUUCAUCUGGUGCCUGGUUUUGCUGUUUGCCUUAUUGCCCAUCGCUGGGGUUGGAAAGUACACUUUGCAGUGGCCAGGGACUUGGUGCUUCAUAAGUACAGGUGACAAGAACGUAACGGGAAAUACGUUUUUUGCCACGACCUUUGCAGCAUUAGGGAUAUUUUCUUUGCUGGUCACGUUGUCGUGUAACGUUGUGACCAUCCGUGCUUUGGUUAUACGUUGCAAAACGAAGGCAACCUCAACCCAGUCAUCCAAGCAAUGGGAGAGGUUAACAACAGAGACUGUUAUUCAGUUGAUGGGCAUUAUGUGUGUGCUGUUGACAUGCUGGUCACCUCUACUGAUCCUUAUGUUGAAGAUGAUCUCUACCCACACAUCCUCGCAUCAAUGCAAUUCUGCUGCUGUAUCUCUCUCACCCCAGGACUUACAAAUGGACUGUAACUUCUUUCUCACUGCCAUACGUCUGGCCUCGCUCAAUCAGAUUCUAGAUCCAUGGGUUUACCUGCUUCUGAGAGAGAUUCUCCUGAGGAAGUUCUGCCAGGUGGCCAGCGCAGUAUCCAAGUGCUCACUGAACGGACAGAAGGAAACGCAAUGUCCUCUAGACGUUCUAGAUAAAAAGGCCAUUCAGAAUGAUAAUGUUCACAAACAGUCCACGAACAUGGAGAACAGUAACUUGAAUGGGGGAAAUGAGGAACAGUGACUUGAUAGUGGUUUAAAAACUGAAUAAUUUUCCAAUGACCCACUAUUAGAAUAAUACUGAUCUGGACAGUUUCCAGAUGUAUUUGUGGAUUAUUGUAUUGAUAUAGUGUGAUGUCAGCAUGCUACCACUCGUGUCGCUGUCACAGUCAACACAUUGAAAGAGAUUUUAUUCAUGGAUACUCAG